AUGAUCGGAUCGCCGGAAGACCCACAAACGUACGGGAUCAUACCUUGCGCUAUAUCGUGGCUUUUCAAAGGCAUACAGGAGCAGAAGGCGAGGACCGGGGCGCGUUUUUCGGUCCGGGUGUCCGCCGUAGAAGUGUCCGGACCUGCAAGUCCCGUUAAAGACCUACUGGCCGGCCAAUCCAACGACGGCGAAGACAAUUUGCCAGGCCCCGGAGUGUACUUAAGGGGCGAGGACCCCGUGUUGGGCACACCGAUGCAACAUUACAGCGAGCUGAGAGCGCAGACCAUUGAGAAAGCUGCCUACUAUUUGGACGUGGCGCUCAACGUGCGAAAUUCCUCCCCAGAGUCGCACAUGUUGUACACUUUAAACGUUUACCAAUACACCGUACCGACCGGUUCGUCUGCAGUUGCUGGAGGUCGUAGCCGGUUGCAUCUUUUGGAUUUAGGCAGUUGCGAAAGAAGCAAGUCUUCCGGCGGAUUGACACUUUCCGGUUUGGGAAACGUACUGCUGGCCAUAUUUAACGGUCAAAAACAUCUACCGCACAGAGAACAAAAACUCACUCAACUCUUGAAAGAGUGUUUGAACUCGUUGACGUGCCAUGCGGCAAUGGUCGCUCACGUAUCGCCAUCCGCUCAACAGUACACGGAAACUUUGUCCGCAGUACAGCUGGCUUCCAGGAUACAUCGGAUGCGCAGACGGCGGUUUAAGUUUGUCGGCGUGGCUAGCGGAUGCGGAACUUCUGGGGACACCGAUCCGAAAAUUCAAAACGGCGUGGGGUCAACCGAAGUGGAACCUUCCAGCAGCGAACAGUCGGCCGACACGGUGAUCUACGUCGGGCCCAGCGAGGAGACCGACGGCGAACACCCUCCCGUCCACAUACCCAGCCUGUCGGCGGUGGAAAACCGCUGUCACCCGUUGAACAAAUUGCUCCGGGAACCCGGGCAGAGCAAGUCGACACCGUCGUCGCCACAGCGAUCGGUGCCGAUCAGCGCUGCGGCCAGAGCUCCCGCGGCCAAGGCGGCUGCCAAACCCAACGGCGUGUGCAGCGCACGGUCGUCGCCGGUCCGAAAUCCUCGGACUUCGUCGGUCCGGAAAGAGCGGCCCGAGGAGAGGUGGAUCGACGGGCCACGCAUAUCCAAGAGCCGCGCACACGGCGCCCGGGCGCUGUUGAUGUCGAAAAACGACGACGGGAAAACGGCCGGCGAGACGUGGAUAGACGGUCCGAUGCACGGGGCCGGUAGCCAGCACGCCAACGUUUACGGGUUCAUGGACUACCACAAGAAGAAUAUGAUAAAAAAAUGGGUGGAACACCAAGUGUACCAGGUUACAGACAAACAGAACAGGCACCGUGUAGGGGAGACCAAAGAGUACACGACGUUUAAAACGGACGAGUUGGGCCCCAGAGGGCGGGCCAGCGGUCAAGAAGAAAACGGCGACGAAGAGCCCAAGUGCGAUCAGAUGUCCGUGGCCACCAGAUCCAUAAUUGAAAACAGCCACCAAGUCAGCAGAGUGGUGUCCAUUGAACGACUCCGUGGAUCAAAUUCUGACGAAUACAACGAAGAAGACGAAGAAAUCGAACUGGAAAUCGUCGAAGUCGAAGAACUCGACGAACCCGUCCCCACUCAAGACAGUUGCUUACAGGUGACGGAAGAGGACAUCGCGUUUUGUAUGGGAGAACUGGAAAAUCCAUUGCCGGAAGUCGAUCAGGAAGAACAUCCGUUGAGAAUACUCAGUCAAGAAAAUAUGACUGUAGUGUCUACAUUUACGGACUCACUGUCGGUCGCUAACGAUCUCGAUAGGGUGUUUUCGAGACCGGGCGGCAAUUCUUUUAGGCAAUUCAACCAUCACAGGCUUCAGUCGGCACCGCAACACGAACAAAAAUCGUCGAAAGAUCAAUUUCGAUACGAACAACUGUCUCGAUUACACGAGCUGUACAACGGCAAAGUCGGAGUACCCAAACAUGUUCCUAACAAUUUUAACCACUCGUCCACGUUACCUACGCGCAUGCAAUCCGCCUCGCUGUCGGACGUUUUCAAAAACGGCACUACGGAAAGCCCGUCCAUGAAUAACGAUUUCACCCAUCCGUCGAACGAUUUUGAUAACAACAGCAUCGCCAGCGAACCCGCUUACUUGUUGAACGAUAAUAGUCAAUUUUGUCAUAACUGUCGAAUGAAUUUGACGAGCACCGAUGACUUGACUAGCAACCUGUGGAUGCACUACGGAGAACUGCACACGCUCAGUCGUUUUCACUCGUUCAAACACGUUAGUAAAAAUAUAUCGAGCUUGAGACAUCCGGACGGCGCGUCCAAUCCAAAUUUACAGUCUGAAACGUGCCGGGAGCCCGGAAAUGGUGCCGAAGAAUCCAAGGACAAGAAAAGUCAAGGCAGCGACGAAGGAGACAUCGAAGAAGUACCGUACCCACCGCCUUUGCAAUCGGAACUCUUGUCGUUGAGCAGAGACGGGUUGGACAGCAAAACCAGAGUGCAAUCCGUGUUGAACGGGUUCACACCUUAUUCGGGCAGGUUGAACCACAAUUACUCAUUGAACACCAACAACGGAAAGUCUCACGACCCAGGAGGGAACAACGGUCAUCGGUUGAAGAACGACCACAACGUCUGGAACGGUGGUAGGACCAGGUUCGAAGACAUCAAACAGCUGAAGGAGUUCAACUUGACAAGCAACAAAUUGUUCAGCCAACGGUGGUUUGCAGACAAACAAAACCCGAGAGCGAAGAAUCUGAACGAAACUGGCAACAGCAAUACUGCGGCCACCCAUCAGAACAGCAAGUGUGAUAGCUAG
Macrosiphum euphorbiae (potato aphid) is the source of this 2799-nucleotide messenger RNA. The record is from the annotation of a GenBank genome assembly. NCBI's taxonomy places the organism in Eukaryota, Metazoa, Arthropoda, Insecta, Hemiptera, Aphididae.